AUGCCGCUGAACUAUUCAAAGUUCGACCAUUUGGUCGAUUCAGAUGACGAGAAACCCGAUCCACAGGCCGCUGCUGAAGCGCGGCGGAAAAUGCUUGAGGAGAUGCGCGCGAAAGUGGAGGACUCCGAAGGCUCCAAAGCUUCAUCGACGGAUCGCUUUUCCUACGCGGAGGGUGACUGCAACGAGGUUGCGCAGGAACUGUUGAAGUUAUGUGUUGCCAAAGCUCCAAGUGUCAAGGUGGCCAAUGGCGUUCUGUCUGUGGCUUUAGUCGAAAAGGUGGAAGGCGAAGCUUCGACGUUCCAGGUACGCGGGCAAACGCGACAUACCUGGGAUAUGAACUUCAAAGUGAGAUGGACCUACCAAUGGAUGGGUUCCAACUUCGAGGAAGGGCCUCAACGUGCAGAGGGCCAAAUGGCAGUGUGUGACUUCACCGAUGCAACCACCCUGCGCAAUGAGAAGAACCCUCCGAUCCUCAGGAAGAACUGGGUCGACAAAGGGAAGCUAGACCUUCCCAGACAGAAAGAGGUGGAGAAAGCUUUAGGAGGUAAGCCCUGGCCAGCAGUUGAUGGUACCUUGCUGGCCAGCGUGGUGUCUUGCCUCGAGGUCUUUACCGAUGAGCUUCCAAAGAGGACUCAACAUGCUGUUCAACAAAAGAAGGAGAUGCGUGAAGCUGCUGCCCAAGCAGAGGCCUGA
This is a messenger RNA of Cladocopium goreaui, 693 nucleotides long. The record is from the annotation of a GenBank genome assembly. NCBI's taxonomy places the organism in Eukaryota, Dinophyceae, Suessiales, Symbiodiniaceae.